UCAUGAGUUCGGAAGAAGAGACCCAAUAAUCGUUGUCAUACAAAGUGCACAAAUCAACUUUGAAAUGGGCACCAGUGUUCAAUAUGACAAUUCUAUUAUCAAUAGCAAUAAUCUCUUGUUUGAUAAGAGUGUUCUCAGUGAUCAGAUAUGAGUCAAUCAUUCAUGAGUUCGAUCCGUGGUUCAAUUAUAGAACAACCCAAUAUUUAGUAAAGGAGGGUCCUUAUGCUUUAUGGAAUUGGUACGAUUCAGAAUCUUGGUAUCCUCUAGGUAGAAGUGUUGGAGGCACAGUGUAUGAUAUACAUCCUAUUAAAAAGAUAUCCAGGUUUAAUGAUGACUUCUGGUAUGAUAUAUUGGGUAUUACACAAAUUGUCCAUUCCAAUUGAUAUUAGAAAUGUCUGUGUAUUCUUGGCACCAAUCUUUUCAGCAUUUACAAGUCUAGCAGCAUAUGGAAUGACAAAAGAGAUAACAAAGAGAUCAGAGGCAGGAUUAUUAUCAGCUUUAUUUGUAGCCAUUGUCCCAUCUUACAUGAGUAGAAGUGUUGCAGGAUCAUAUGACAAUGAAGGAGUAUCUAUCUUUGCCCUUGUUUUCACAUUUUAUACUUUCCUCAAGACUGUCAAUACAGGAUCCAUCUUAUGGGGUGUCUACACAGCUUUAGCGUAAUAUAUAUCUAUAUAAUAAUGAAUAGAUUUUUCUAUAUGGUGGCUUCUUGGGGUGGAUAUGCAUUCAUUAUUAACAUCAUACCAAUUUUUGUUUUAUUUUUGUUAAUAACAGGACGUUCCAAUUAGAGAAUAUAAGUGGCUUAUAAUGUUUUCUACAUAUUAGGAACAUUGUUAGCAAUGUAAAUUCCCUUUGUUGGAUUCUAAGCAUUACAUUCAUCUGAACAUAUGGCAUCACAUGCAGUUUUCCUUUUGAUUAACUUUUUAAACUUUUUCAGUUGGAUACGUAAUUUUGUUAGCAAAAAAGCCAUCAUAACACUUACUAAAUUCUUAGUAGUCUUUUUAGUGUUCUCCAUUUUGGUGGGAGUUGUUAUUCUUACUUUAGCUGGUAAGACAUAAUGGAGUGGUAGAAGUUUGACAUUACUUGAUCCAACUUAUGCAAAGAAAUACAUACCUAUCAUUGCUUCUGUAUCAGAACAUUAAGCUACUACUUGGUCAUCCUUUUUCUUUGAUUUACAUUAUUUGAUACUUUUUUCACCAGUAGGGUUAUAUUAUUGUUAUUACAAACCAACUGAAACUAAAAUAUUUGGGGCUCUUUAUACAGUCCUUGGAGUAUAUUUUGCAUCAGUUAUGGUCAGAUUGCUAUUGGUUCUUGCACCUGCUGUUAGUAUUAUGGCUGGAAUAGGAAUAAGUUGGGCAUUUAGAAAAUUUGCUAAAUCUGUUAGAUCAUUUAUAUUACCAAAAAUAGAAAAACCUAAAAAGUAUAGGAUACCUCCAGAAAUAUCAAUUAUUGGUUUAGUAUUAUUAGGUUACUAUUGUUCUAUUUAUGUUCUCCAUGCAAAUUUUGCUGGUUCAGAAGCUUAUGCAUCUCCAUCCAUCAUUCUUUCCAGUAGAGAUAGAUAAGGAAAUAGAAAUAUUAUAGAUGAUUAUAGAGAAGCUUAUUAUUGGCUUAGAAUGAAUACAAGAGCUGAUGAUAAAAUUAUGUCUUGGUGGGAUUAUGGAUAUUAAAUUACAGGAAUGUCUAAUAGAACAGUUUUAGUUGAUAAUAAUACAUGGAAUAAUACACAUAUUGCUACUGUUGGUAUGGCAAUGGCUUCAUCAGAAGAAGAUGCCUUUGAAAUUUGUGAAAAAUUGGAUGUAGAUUAUGUUUUAGUGAUUUUUGGUGGUAUUUUGAAUUAUUCAGGUGAUGAUAUAAAUAAAUUCUUAUGGAUGGUUAGAAUUGGUGGAGGAGUUUAUCCUCAUAUUAAGGAAGAAGAUUAUUAUGGAAAAGGAACAUAUAGAGUAGAUUAAUAUGCAACAGAGACUAUGACAAAUUCACUUAUGUAUAGACUCAGUUAUUAUCGUUUUGAUGAAGUUUAAACAGCAUAUGGUUAACCUAAAGGUUAUGAUACUGUUAGAUAGGCUGUGAUUGGAGUCAAAGGAUAUAAGUUGAGACAUUUUGAAGAAGCUUUUACUUCAGAAAAUUGGAUUGUCCGUAUAUUCAAAAGAAAAUAAAGAGAAAAUAGGUAUUAUAUUGUACUAAUUAUUUUAAUAGAGAUGGAGUAGCAUUUACUUCUAAAUAAACCUCAUAAUUUACGAUUCCUAAAGAAUCUAGUCCAGUUACAAAGUUUUCUAAAAAAGCCAACAUUAAAUAGAGAUUUACCCUAAAUUUUAAUGAGUGAUUUUAUGU
Messenger RNA from Paramecium pentaurelia, 2325 nucleotides. Lineage: Eukaryota; Ciliophora; Oligohymenophorea; Peniculida; Parameciidae. The record is from the annotation of a GenBank genome assembly.